Messenger RNA from Dreissena polymorpha, 7959 nucleotides. RefSeq names its product protocadherin Fat 3-like. Bases 162 to 5708 code for a protein of 1848 amino acids. Gene Ontology annotation, biological process: homophilic cell-cell adhesion. The transcript is spliced from 42 exons. Gene Ontology annotation, cellular component: plasma membrane. The record is from RefSeq and is a predicted model, not a curated record. Gene Ontology annotation, molecular function: calcium ion binding. Lineage: Eukaryota; Metazoa; Mollusca; Bivalvia; Myida; Dreissenidae.
GCUAUUUUUACGACUUGCAGAACAGGUUUUCCUACAUGUGUAUAUUGUGUAUACGGGUGGGAAUAGAAUUUUCAGAGGAGUGAUGUUUUGUUAUUAAUUUUCGCAUCGCUGUGUGAUUAAUUACACACUUUAAUUUCAAGUCUGCAACCCAUCAGUCAUACAUGGAAAGGCUGAGUCUGUGUUUGCUGCUGCUGCUGGCUCAGCUCAGUAAUAUUGGAGCGGUUCCAAGCUUCAACGAUGCAGAGGCAAAUAAUCUUAUUGAGAAGCUUAAGAACGGGAUCAGAGAAGAAAAUGCGAGAUAUGCGCUUGGUAUGAUCAACUGUUAUGAUCCGGCUACUCCCAAUAAUGAUACCCGUAUCACCAUAGAAGAGGGCGUGAACUUCAUCGAGCUCUUGCCAUAUAACUUCAAUUUUGGGACUGUCUAUGUCAAAGCUGGACUGGAUUAUGAGAUUCUUGUGAGCAACAAGAACCAACAGAAUGAGAAGACCAUUUCCCUAGCAUGUACCAGCGUUAAUGGAAAGGUGGUUGUGGAAGCCAAAAUGGUCAUUAAUGAUAUCAAUGACAACACACCAGUGUGGAUUGGAGACUCCUACUCUGCUAGCAUUAACGAGGUACUCCCUGGUCCAUUGCCGAUGGCGGUGAUAGUUGAUCCACCAAUCAUUGUGGAGGACAGGGAUGGUGUAGACAACAGCAAUGUUAUCCCGAACUGCACCGCCAUUGAGAUCUCCCCCGGUAACAUUUUAGAGCCUUGCAUUAAUGGAAAGUACUUCAACUUCCAAGCACACCCCUAUAAUGGACAGAGUGACUAUCGCCGCUGGUAUUUUAACAUCACCGCAACCAGACUGACCUACACAGGGAUCACCUCGUUCAAAAUCAUCCUGAAUGCAGUUAAUGCUCCAAUGAGUGCUAGUGAGAAUACCCGUAUCUCGGAGACGCGUAACGUUCUUGUGGUGGUCCAAGACAUCCAAAAUAUGCCACCCAUCUUUGAUCAGAACACCCUCUCCUUCACCAUGUCUGAAGCCCGGCAACCGAGAGUCGAAGUUGAAGUGGGCAAAACUAUCCGCGCCUCAGAUCAAGACACUGGCACACCAAAUGCAAUUCGUUUUGUGCUUCUGCGAAACCCAGAUGACGGAUAUGCGUUUGAUCAGGGGUUUUUCGAGCUCGGAACCACAGUGGAGUCUUUGCCUGGACGUGUCCAGUACGCUGUCCAAUUGAUAUUGAAGAAGAGCAUAGACAGGGAAGCCAUUCCAAACGAGGGUAAAACACUAGCCCUCAACAUUCAGGCCAUUGAGUACGAUCCUGAGAACAGAACUAAUCGCAAUCCCAUGAACACAACUAACAUCGUGAGCAUCCAGAUCGAAGAUGUUAAUGACAUGCCGCCUAAAUUUAACCAGCCAGUGUACACGUACAGAAUAGGAGAGAAGACAAACAUCGUCACUAAUGACUACCAGCAGUUGACAGGAGAUGGCUUCCAGAUUGUAGUUUCUGAUGAUGACUCUUUCCUGUACAACAGCUUUGAGGUUUCGAUCAUCAGUGGUGGGCGUAAUACUGAUUUCUCUUUCCUCAACUUCACCAGAGGUCAAAGGUCACAGGCUUUUCUGCUUUACGUCAGGUCACAGCUUCUCGACUUUGAAACAGGGGAGAAGAAUUAUUCUUUGACAUUACAAGCCCGUGAUACCAACAGACCAGAGCUGACAUCCACAGCUGUCGUGCGGGUGGAAGUUUCUGAUGUGAAUGACAAUUCCCCAGUGUUUCUCAAUUCCAGCUACAAUUUUUUUGUCAAAGAAAAUGUACCUUUGCAGACAAUUGUCGGAACUAUUCGUGCAACAGACGUGGACGGUCCAAGUUAUGGUAUUGUUAGUGCUUACGAGAUCAAAGAUACCUCAGACACGUUCAUCAUUGACAACAAUGGGAACAUCAUUCUUACCAAGGCACUGGACUUUGAAACGCGCACCACAUACACGUUUACAGCAACUGCUCUAGACAACGGCAUUGGAAAUGAAAAAAAAUCGGGUACUACGCGUGUGAACAUUGUUGUAGAAAAUGUGUUUGAUGUCGGGCCGAUCUUUCGUCAGAGUUAUCAGUCCUCCAUUUUUGAAGAGUCUUUGGAUCUGCUGCCCAGCAUAGUUGUCAGGGCGGAGAACCAGGAGUCACAGGGGCAGAUUACCUACUCGAUCCCCAAUGUCACUCCAAGCACGCUACCUGCCAACACGUUUUCAGUGAACCCAACAACAGGAGUUGUUUCAGUCCUUCGCACAAUCAACUAUAUGAACACUGAUAAUGGAACUAUAUUUGUGACAUUUCGGGCAACAAGUGAUGGUGGUCUGUUUAACGAUGCUAUAGCAACAAUCACAGUUUAUGACUUGAACAACUUUGAGCCUGAGUUCCUACCGGCCGGCCAGAAGCAGUUCAGUGCCAGCGUUAGUGAGCUGGCUGCAGCAGGGUUCGUUGUUAUUGACCUGAAUGUUAGAGACAAUGACACAAGUUCUUCAAACAACGGAAGGGUGGAAUUCCAGAUAGUCAGUGGGGCAAAUGACGACUUCACCAUCCGACAGGACUCCGGAGAAAUCAUCGUCACAGCUAAUGCCAAAUUGGAACUGGAGAAACAGGCCCUUUACAUCAUUCUGGUUGAAGCUCGUGACAAAGGAAAUCCACAAAAAUCUGCAACUGCGACAGUCAGCAUCUCCAUACUAGAUGCCAACAAUAAGCCUCCAUCCUUCCAGGAACAACUCUAUGUGUUCCAGAUCAACGAAGGCGAUCCUGUUGGCAAACAGAUUAACCGCACUGUGGCCACGGACCCUGAUACCAGCGGUGUCCUCAGUUACAGUAUCGACUAUGCUACGGCCAACUUUGAAAAACGGGGGAACAAAAUUGAGACGUUUAUUGAUGCCAAGACCAUUCUGAGGAUUGUGAACAUGACAGGAAUGCUUGAGGUUGCCGGGGCAAUAGAUAGAUCCACUUACGAUAGGAUUGACUUCAAGGUGAUAGCGACUGAUGUCAACACACCAGCCAAUCAACCCAAACAGACGGCAACAGCAUCGGUAAUGAUAUUCAUCUUGGCGGCUGUUGAUCCACGGAUCUAUUUUGAUCCUCCAUGGACUCGCGAUCAACCAAUCAUCCGUAAGACGUAUUCAGAAUCAAUGAACAGCGGGUACCAGGUGAUGACUUUGAGGGCUACAGAUCCAGUGUUGUCUGAGUUUGUCGAAACCUACCAAGAAGUUCCUGCAACGGACAGAGAUGACUAUUUCCAAGUUAAUGGAAGAAACGUAAUCAUCAGAAAGCCCCUUGAUUAUGAGGCUCUACCAUUCCCUAAGACCGUGUCUGUUGUUGUGUGGGCGAUAUCCAGGGACGGGCUGCGGACUGGUACAGCAACCAUAGAGAUCAAUGUACAGGACCUUAAUGACAAUGAACCAGUCUUUGACAAACAGGUGUACAUGUUGAAAGUGCCAGAGGACAGGAAGCAUCCGUUCAGGGUAGGGGAGGUCAUGGCGACAGACGCUGAUUCCACAAGCUACGGGGACAUUACCUACUCACUGGCAGGGUCUGGUUCAUCAGACUUUGGAGUUUAUACCGAGACGUCUGGAUCGAACAUGAAAGCCGUGAUCUUUGUCUCAGAGACGGCAAAUCUGGACUAUGAGACGUACCCCGAGUACAACCUGCAGCUGAUAGCCGAGGACAACGUCCGUAGCACCACCGAUGUCAAGAACCGAGCGUCUACCACGUUGAUCAUCAUUGUGGAGGACAGGAACGACAUUGUCCCUCAUUUUAAUGAAGACCUCUACGAGUUCAGCAUCAUUGGUACCCAGGAGACUGGCAUUGACGUUGGCUUCGUGUUUGCUAUGGACGAGGAUUCGGGACUGAAUGGAGAAGUUGAAUAUUCGUUAAACGUUUUAAACAACGACGAGCAAUACUUUGGCAUUGAAACUGUCAACGUUGUCUCGUCCCGCCUGGGUGAGAACUUAAAACGAGGAAGGAUAUUCGUACGCAGAAGUCUGGAGUCAUUGCCUGAUAGGAAAAUCUUCUCCUUCGAUGUAUUUGCUAGGGACAAGGGCACAUCACCCAAGCAAGGUCAAAGCAAGGUGAAGAUAACAGUCAGCAAAGGUGUCCAAGACCUCAAACCAAAGUGGAAUGAUACCAUGCCAUCAAAAAUCCAAAUUCCAGAGAAUAGACCGUUAAAUUCGGAAGUUACCAGGGUACAGGCCUUCCCGGCAAACGCAUCAUCGAGUAUCAGGUACUCCUUCCUUGGUACUGGCGACACCUUGCGGGACUUUGAGUCUUUCAACAUCGGUGCAAAUACCGGCAUCAUCACUGUCGCCAAGACUUUUGACUACGAGCAAAAGCACAUAUACAAUGCAAGUAACGGUGACAAGUGGGAGUUUGAUUUGCAAAUCCUUGCCACUGACUCCAUGAACACAACCCUGACCAACCAGUUCCUUCUGAUUGUUGAAAUUACUGACGUCGAUGAUAACGACCCAUCAUUCACAACUUGCCCAAACAGACGGUACCAAGGAAGAAUUUAUCCUAUACCGGUUCCUGUAAAUGUGAGGGAGGAGGAGCCCAAAGGUCUAUUUGUGUACCAGGUGCAGGCCUGUGACCUUGAUCAGCAUCCCAACAACAUCAUCAACUAUGUGUGGUACAUGGACCCCUCACUGCUUGCUGAGCGCAGAUGCAACGAAACCAUCAUGCCCAUAUUCAACCUAAAUUCAACAACUGGAGUAAUCACCACCAAGGUGGUGCUAGACAGAGAGAUGAAGGACCAAUACUUACUGUGUGUGGAGGCAGUGAAGGCCCCUUCUCGCGGGAAACGUGACCUCAGCAGCGUUCUGACUGCUAAAAAUAUUAGCGACAAUGUGCUCUUUGUGCAGGUCAUUGUAGAUGAUGUCAAUGACAAAGGCCCCACUUUUGCCAAUGAUUCUUUGAGAACAGUGAUCAACAAGUACCCAGAUGACAGUACUGUGGCAGUGGCCGAAGCAGUUGAUCAGGAUCUGUCUCCUUCUAACCAGAUACGAUACUCCAUUGUCAACAUGACAUUCACCAUGAGAGGGAAGACACAAUCAGCACCUACGGCUUUCAUCAUCAAUGCUAAUGACGGCACGAUUUCAAUUGGCACUAACGACUACAGUGACUAUAUUGAUGGCUACUUUGACAUUCAUGUUAAAGCUGAAGACAUGAAUGGAGCAAAUACACCAGCGUCAUAUCAGAAGCACAGGGUAUACAUAACGGAUAGGACCAACUUCAUCCGUGUGGUGUUUGAUCGGCCUGCUGACUCGGGUAUCGAGAUUACUGUUCGUGAGAUGAUUACAGACUUGAACAAGCUCGAGGCCGGGCGUGUCUUCUAUAAGGUUAUGUCCGUCUCCUAUCAUGUGAGAUCCAACGUGGCGGAUCCUGAUUUCAGCGCCACUGACGUCUGUAUGGUGGUCGUGCGUGAUGACAGUGUCAUGUCUUCCCUGGAUGCUGUGAAAAGUUUGAACGAUAUGCCUGCCGUCCGCCAAGUGAUAUCAGGAAAGAAUGCCGGAGACGCUGGGACAUGUGACCCAGCUAUGAGCGUCUACCCCACGGGCUGGGAGAGUUACUGGUGGGUGUUGGUGGCCUUUGCCAUCUUCAUCUUUGUCUGCUGCUGCAUCCUCAUGGUGCUCAUCUGUGUUCUCUACAAAGACUAUAAUGAUUAUAUGAACAGCAGGAGAACUUAUAUGGUUCCUGGUCAGUGAAAUAAACAUUUGCCUAAUGACUGGAUCUAGGAAAAACAUGCUCAAACUAAAAUUAUAAAAUUUAACAAGCUGCUGUUAUGGAGGUUCAAUCAACAGAAAACUUGAGUGAACAUCACUUGUUCUAUUUUUAGAUGUAAAACAUGUACAUUUAGUCAUAUGUAACCCUUAACCACUCAGAUAUGCACUUUGACGUGUUUGUAGUUUCGUAAAACCUCAAAUUAAAUUUAAGACCUUUCUUAACACAUUCACAUUUUAAAGGCAUCAUUUCCAACCCUAAGAUACUGAUGAGCAGCAGACAGCAUUAAACCUAAACAGCAUACGGGUUACUCACAGGCUGUUCUGGUUUUAUGCUGGUUGCAAAAGCCAUUUUCCCUUCUGAGUGGGAAAGGGUUGAGACAUUAUAAUAUAUGCCUUAAACACAGUACGUUUUGAGGUUUGUAACAAUUAUACAAAAGAUAGUUGAAUUAAUUUAGACAGGUUGAUAAUUAUUGCAUAAUAGUUAACCUGUAUGUUGCAUUAUGUUCUUUUUGAAAUACUCAUACAAAUAAGUGAUAACAGUUGUUUCUCUCUCCACAUGAAUGUGUUGUUAGAAGUUGUUUCUGUUUAAUUGCAAACACUGAAUGUAAAAUGCAUCAGAUUCAAUAUAGUUGCUGAUGUAACUUUGUUAAUGUUUUACACAAACCUUUCAUUCCAUUGCUGUGUAUAUAUAUCAUAAUGUUAUUAAUAGUGUUACUUGAAGUGCUUUAUAAAUCAAGUUGUAUGUUUAAGAUAUAUAUUGAAUACAAUACACGAAUUAAGAACGAUGCUGCUCUUUAAGCUUUUAAGUUUGCAUAAACACUGAAUGUAAAAUGCAUCAGAUUCAAUAUAAUUGCUGAUGUAAUUUUGUUAAUGUUUUGCACAAACCUUACAUUCCAUUGCUGUGUAUAUAUAAUAAUGUUAUUAACCCUUUGCAUGCUGGGUAAUUUGUCGUCUUCUAAAAUGUUGUCUGCUGAAUUUCUAAAAUUAGCAUUUCUUCAAAACAAAAAUUAAAAAAAUACUAUCAGAAUAGCGAACAGUUUGGAUCCAGAUGAGACGCCACGUUCUGUGGCGUCUCACCUGGAUCCAAACUGUUUGCAAAGGCCUUUAAAAUUCGGUUCCCGCACUGAAAGGGUUAAUAGUGUUACUUUUAGUGCUUCAUAAAUCAAGUUGUAUGUUUAAGAUAUAUAUUGAAUACAAUACACGAAUUAAGAAUGAUGCUGCUCUAUAAGCUUUUAAGUUAUGUAGAAUAUUAUGUAUAAUAGUUUCACAUUCAACACUGGAUUGCCUUACAUUGUAUUUAAAGAUCUGAGCAGGGACCUUCACAUCUGGGGACAACAGAGCUUAAUGCAUUUGCAUAAAGUAUCAUCCCAGAUUAGUUUGUGAAGUCCGCACAGGAUAAUCAGGGAUGACACUUUCCCCUUUUUUGGAACUUAGUUUAAAGGAAGGGUCCUUAAUGGAAAUCCAUUCAAUACUGCACAGGCAAAUGUGGGACGACACUUUAUGGACAUGCAUUAAACCACGUUUUCCCAGAGCUCAUGUGUUAAUCGGUCACUGAUCAUAGCGUUCAGGCUAUUUGAGAGCCUAUGUAAAGCUGACUUUAUAAUAACUAUACUUGCAGUCUUCCUCUGAUACAAAUAAAUCAGUUGAUUAAACCAAGCAUUUCGUAUUAAGAUAUCAACAAUGUAUCUGCAAAAAACUGUAGUUUACUCAGUAGACAAAUGAGCAAGUGAUACAGUGGGGAAGCAUGGGAAUCCCCUGCAAUACUCGCUGUUAAAAUCAAAUGGCCUUGCUUUCUGUAACCAUAGAGAGAACAUCCUUCAGAUACGGACCUGAUGAAACUCUGCGAGGCCCUUACUUUAUAAACACAAGAUUGCAUUACCGGUACUUGCACGCAUUACUCAAUUGAAACGAAUCUCCCUCUACCUUUAAAUAAUCUUUUGAUAACAGUUAUGUUAAUAUGACUUCUAGACUUUAAGCUAAGGUGCUACGAAAACUUUGAUUGCCGUUUUUGUUCAUGGUAUGUUUUCAUGAAAAAGGCAAACAUUUAGAAUUGCACUGUUCUUUGUCUGUUCGACAACAUUGCUAAAAGCCUUUGGGAUUACCGGUAUGUUGGUUUCUUGUAAGUGAUCUUAGAAUUUCACAUGCACACACUGUUGAUGUUCUGUGCACGUCUCAAAACAAUCUCAUUAAAUUUAUCGCAAUAUUUUUAUAUUUAAAUAAACAUAUAUAUGUG